This is a messenger RNA of Schizosaccharomyces osmophilus, 1473 nucleotides long. RefSeq names its product alanine aminotransferase Alt1 (gene alt1). The record is from RefSeq and is a predicted model, not a curated record. Bases 1 to 1473 code for a protein of 490 amino acids. Gene Ontology annotation, molecular function: L-alanine:2-oxoglutarate transaminase activity; pyridoxal phosphate binding. The transcript has a single exon. NCBI's taxonomy places the organism in Eukaryota, Fungi, Ascomycota, Schizosaccharomycetes, Schizosaccharomycetales, Schizosaccharomycetaceae. Gene Ontology annotation, biological process: biosynthetic process.
AUGCAUUCCCACAAUUACCUUCCUAACGCUUUCUCUAACGUUUCCAAUUUGAAUCAGCAAGUUUUAAAAGUCAAUUAUGCAGUUCGUGGUCCUUUAACAGUUCUUGCCGAGAAAAUCCAAAAUGACUUGCUGGAAAAUCGUGAUGCUUAUCCCUUUCAAGAUAUAAUAUAUGCAAAUAUUGGUAAUCCACAUCAGUUUGGACAACUUCCCAUUACCUUUCUUCGUCAGGUUUUGUCGAUUUGCCAGUAUCCAGCUUUGUUAAAUCAUACCCAUGAACCUUGGUUCAAAAAUAUUUAUCCAAGUGACGUCGUUGAGAGAGCUGGUUUGUUGUUGAAAGAUACUGGCGGUGUUGGCGCUUACAGCGAUUCCCAAGGAAUCCCGAUCGUUCGCAAGCACGUAGCAGAAUAUAUUCAAGAGCGUGACAAUUAUGCUUGCCACCCAGACGACAUCUACUUGACGAGCGGUGCGACUCAAGGAGCCAAACUAAUCAUGACCUUACUCAUUUCAGGACCGUCUGAAGGAGCCAUGCUCCCCAGUCCCCAGUACCCUCUUUAUGGAGCCCUGAUGGAUCUUCUUCGUGGAAAAUGUGUGUCGUACUACCUGUCUGAAAAGGACGAUUGGAAUGUAGACAUUGAGCAGUUCAAGCAUGCAUACGAAGAGGAGUCCAAGAAGGGAACGAACAUUCGCCUAUGCGUAUUUAUUAAUCCUGGAAACCCUACAGGGACCUGCAUUUCAGAAGAAUGUAUCGAAGACGUGCUCCGAUUUGCAAAAAAAAAGGGCCUCGUCAUUAUCUCCGACGAAGUCUACCAAAACAACGUGUUUAGGAAGAAGUUUACUUCGUUUCGUAAAGUGUUAUGUGAUCUCGAAACACGAGAGCCAAACUCGGAUUGGGGCAGGGUUUCUCUCGUCUGCAUAAACUCUGUUAGUAAAGGGCAGUUCGGUGAGUGUGGGCAACGAGGGGGCUACAUCGAUAUCAUAAAUGUUCCUUCCUUUGUCAAAGAACAAAUUUUAAAACUAGCAACUAUCGAUAUAUGUGCGCCGGUGACGGGUCAACUCCUUGUCGAUUUGCUUGUACGACCUCCGAAAGUAGGUGAACCCAGUUAUGAGUUGUAUUCUCAGGAAAUCAAGAAGAUUCACAAGGACAUGGAGAAGCAAUGCGAAUUUCUCUAUGAAGCUACCAAGCGCAUGAAAUAUGUCACUUGCCAAGAGCCUCACGGUGCCAUGUAUCUGCAUCCUAAUAUUAUUUUACCAGAAAAAUUUGUUCGAGAAGCAAAUGAGAAUAACGUUCAGCCUGACGAGCUAUAUUGUUUAUAUAUUUUGCAACGUACUGGUAUAUGCUUAGUUCCAGGAACUGGACUUGGCCAAAAAGAAAACGAUUACCACGUUCGAAUAACCUUUUUGGCAAAGGGAUCUGAGUAUGUUGAGCGCUUAAUUGAAGCCCAUAAUGCAGUCAUGGACGAAUACGAAGAUUAA